AUAAAUAUGAAACGAAAUAAUAAAGCGCACAUUAUUAAUUACCCUCAAGAAAAAUUAAGAAAACGGGAACAUGUUCGAUUUUUUGAAAGAUGUUUAAAAUUAGUUCCACAACAUUAUUCGUUAUUAGAUUCACAAAGAAUGACUAUAGCUUUUUUCUCCAUAUCAGGUCUUGAUGUAUUAAAUAGUUUAGAUAUUUUCAAUGAAAAUCAAGCGAAAAGUAUUAUAAAUUGGAUAUAUAGUUUACAAGUUUACGAUGAUGAAGGAGAAUUAGCUGGUUUUCAAGGUUCAACAGCAUUUAAUUACUUAAAAGAACGUAGUACGUACAAAUGUGGAGCUAUAGCGCACACUUACACUGCUUUAUCAACGCUUUUAAUAUUAGGGGACGAUUUAUCACGAGUCCAUAGACAGUCAAUUGUUAGAAGUUUACGUAAAUUACAACGACCUGAUGGAAAUUUCACGGCAUCGUUAGUUGGUAGUGAAAGUGAUAUGCGAUUUGUAUAUUGUGCGGCAUGCAUAUCUUACAUUCUAGAUGAUUGGUCUGGAAUGGAUAUUGAUAAAACUGUAGAAUUCAUUUUAAAUUCUAUUUCUUAUGAUUUUGCAAUUGGACAGUGCCCAGAAACAGAAUCACAUGGUGGAUCAACAUUUUGUGCUGUAGCAACAUUAGCACUUGCAAAUCGUUUAGAUAGUUUAUCACAAAACCAACGUGAUGGACUCAUUCGAUGGUUGUUAAUGAAACAAGGCCAAGGUUUUCAUGGUCGACCGAAUAAACCAGACGAUACAUGCUACUCAUUUUGGGUGGUGGCCGCCCUAAAAAUAUUGAAUGCAUUUGAAUUUAUUAAUAUCGAAAAAAAUCGUGAAUAUAUAAUGACUACACAAAAUUUAAUUACCGGUGGUUUUGCCAAACAAGUGGAUAACUCAUCGGAUGCUUUACACACAUAUUUUGGAUUAUGUGGUUUAAGUUUAAUGAAUGAGAAAGGUUUAAAGAAAAUUAUGCCUAGUUUAGCAAUUUCAUUACAAACCGCUGAACGUUUAAAAAGUAUUCAUGAGCAUUGGCGAGCACAAUAGAUUGUUUUUUUUCAUUAAUCUUAUUUUUAAUUAUUC
Molecule: messenger RNA, 1101 nt
Organism: Chrysoperla carnea
Lineage: Eukaryota; Metazoa; Arthropoda; Insecta; Neuroptera; Chrysopidae
Gene: betaggt-I
Product: geranylgeranyl transferase type-1 subunit beta
Exons: 5
Coding region: 7-1065 (352 amino acids)
Biological process (GO): protein geranylgeranylation
Cellular component (GO): CAAX-protein geranylgeranyltransferase complex
Molecular function (GO): CAAX-protein geranylgeranyltransferase activity
Source: RefSeq, a predicted model, not a curated record